This is a messenger RNA of Olea europaea var. sylvestris, 1984 nucleotides long. RefSeq names its product transcription factor MYBC1-like. The transcript has a single exon. NCBI's taxonomy places the organism in Eukaryota, Viridiplantae, Streptophyta, Magnoliopsida, Lamiales, Oleaceae. The record is from RefSeq and is a predicted model, not a curated record. Gene Ontology annotation, cellular component: nucleus. Gene Ontology annotation, biological process: regulation of DNA-templated transcription. Gene Ontology annotation, molecular function: DNA-binding transcription factor activity; DNA binding. Bases 913 to 1782 code for a protein of 289 amino acids.
UGAGUUUUAUUACCAAAAAAAUACUCACCCCUUCUAUUAUGUGUGACUUGUAAGAUCCUUGUGAAGAUACCCUGUACGCCAAGUGGGCUCUUAAUAUACACUAGUUUUGUGAUGUUAAAAUUGACUCUCAACUAAAUAAUCCCAUAAAAAAAGUCAUGUAGUUCCCACGUCCAACAUCAAAAACAAGUCAAGAAAACUCCCUUUUCCAAAAAUUCAUUAUUACAUUUAUUCCCAAUCCUAAUCAGAUUCUCCCUACUCCUCACCCUACUACACAAGUACAAAGAAACUCCAUCCAUCAACAAAUAUUUAUUCCCUCAAAUUCCCUCAAAGAGCGUGUGUUACACACUUCGAAAGAACGUAUCUUUGGACCUUUUCCUUCAAUAAUCUAUCAGAAAAUCACCAGUCACCCCACGUUUCCUUGUUCAAAUCCAAUGAAAAUUCAGCGUGUAGUUCACGCUCCAAGACAUAGAAUGGUUUCUGUGUCUCUUAGGACAGAGAUACAAAUAUACAUACAUGUGUUUUUGUGUGUGUGUGUGAAUUAUUGGAAAAUAAGAUUUCAUUUUUGAAAAUUGAAACAGCAGAGAACACAGUACCAUUCCCAUAAAAAUCAUCUUUUAAUGAGUAUUAAAGCUGAAAACAAGAAAAUAAGAUCCACCUCGAUCGCCACCAUCUUCCGCCACCACCGUUCCCGGCGGUGACUCCCUCUUUCACACACAGACAUAUAUUACUCUAUUAUCUCCAAAAUCAAAUCUUUCUUCAAUGGAAGAUAGAGGAAGGAAAGAAUAGAAAUUUUGCCCAUAUAUGUUAUUCUAUAUUUUGAUUUAGAUUAGUUAUACAGAAUCUUGAAACUCAGAAGAAGAGAAACUCUGUCCCACAAGAAAAUUUCAUUAUAUCCAAGAAGAGGGAAUAAGUAUGAGGGAAGAGGAUUCCAAUUGGUUUGCCAAAUGGGAAGAAGAACUGCCUUCACCUGAAGAACUGAUGCCCUUAUCCCAAUCCCUAAUAACCCCUGAUCUUGCACUUGUAUUUGAUAUUCGGAACCAUAACUACCAAAGCACUCCACCUCCGCCACCGCCUCUGCUGCCUCAACCCACGGCUCUCUCCUCCCAACCCAACUCCUCAGACUCGGCUGAGUUGGGCGGAGGUGGCGGUGGAGGCGGAGGCGGGUUGGGCUCAGAUGAACCGGCGCGCACCCUGAAGAGGCCACGGCUCGUGUGGACACCACAACUCCAUAAAAGAUUUGUAGAUGCUGUGGCUCAUUUGGGGAUCAAGAAUGCCGUUCCCAAAACCAUUAUGCAGUUGAUGAGUGUGGAUGGCCUCACCAGAGAGAACGUUGCCAGCCAUUUGCAGAAAUACAGGCUUUAUCUAAGGAGGAUGUCCAGUAAUGGAAGUGCCGUUGGCAACAAUAGCCCUGGAGGUGUGGACCCUGCAACUGACCGUUUGUUCGCCAGCUCCCCUGUGCCUGCUCAUUUUUUGAACCCAAACAGGCAAAAUUCUGACCAUUUCUUGCCCUUUGUGCCGGUGGCCUCAAUGAAUCAUCAUCAUCCAAUGCCAGUGGUAGGGCCAGGGCCAGGUCCAGGGCUGCACCACUAUCCACUACAGCAAUUUAGGCAUUUGGGGACUUCACCAUCGAAUGUGCCAUUUGAACAUCCGUUCAUUAGGCCGUCCCAUCCGGUUCACAGCAGUAAUGGUUCUGUUAUUGCACCACAUCUGGAGGAUUUGGAGUCAGCUACCCCUACAAAUGGGAGGAAAGUCCUCACCCUUUUUCCAACCGGAAAUGAUUAAACGCAGGGUAAUUGUUCUGCAUUUUUCUCAUCUCCUUCGUUUCGCGUCCUAGUGAAAAAUCUGUCAUUGGAGUUUCAAUUUAGUUUUAGACUUUAACUGCCUUUUCUUGUUAAUGGCAUUUUUAGCUAUUCUGAUGCAGUAAGUUGAGUAAUUGGCAUCCAAUUGUCAUGAAAAUACCUUAUUGUAAAUCUCACUUUAUUUC